GGCUGAGGAGUCGGAUGAUGGUGGAGUGUGCCAUGGUUCUAUGUGGGGCCUGAGCUCCUGCUCAAGCCGCUCAGAGCGCCUCAGUAUCGGCCCCAGCUCCGCUCCUCCUCCACUCAGAGUGCGGCUGUUCCGGCUCCAGCUCCUCUCCGAGUGCUUCUUCUGCUGCAACUAAAGGACCUGUCUGAAGCAUGCUGACCCGUCUGUUCCACGCCCACGGCCUGCUGGUGGCCUCUCACCCCUGGGAGGUGAUCGUGGGCACCGUCACCCUCACCAUCUGCAUGAUGUCCAUGAACAUGUUCACCGGCAAUGACCAGAUCUGCGGCUGGAACUUUGACUGCCCCAAAACCGACGAGCAAAUCCUCAGCAGUGACAUCAUCAUCCUGACCAUCACACGCUGCAUUGCCAUCAUCUACAUUUACUUCCAGUUCCAGAACCUGCGGCAGCUGGGAUCCAAGUACAUCCUGGGCAUCGCUGGACUCUUCACCAUCUUCUCCAGCUUUGUGUUCAGCACUGUGGUCAUACACUUCCUGGACAAGGAGCUGACUGGCCUUAAUGAGGCUUUGCCCUUCUUCCUGCUCCUCAUCGACCUGUCCAAAGCAUGUGCACUGGCCAAGUUUGCUCUGAGCUCAAAUUCUCAGGAGGAGGUGAGAGACAACAUAGCCCGUGGCAUGGCUGUGCUGGGGCCCACCUUCACCCUGGAUGCCCUAGUCGAGUGCUUGGUCAUAGGAGUUGGGACUAUGUCAGGAGUACGUCAGCUGGAGAUCAUGUGUGGCUUUGGGUGCAUGUCAGUGCUGGCCAACUACUUUGUGUUCAUGACCUUCUUCCCUGCCUGUGUGUCCCUGGUGCUGGAGCUGUCUCGGGAGAGUCAGGAGGGCCACCCAAUCUGGCAGCUGCACCACUUCUCCAAAGCUCUAGAGGAAGAGGACAACAAGCCCAACCCAGUGACUCAACGGGUCAAGAUCAUGUCUCUGGGCCUGGUCAUGGUGCACGCCCACAGCCGCUGGAUCGCUGAGCCUCAGUCCCUGAACAGCACUGGACUGCCCCGUGUGCCCAUGGAGCUGAGCCAUCUCUCCCCCCGCAGGAUCGAGCCCGAGAUGCCCCUCUGGCAUUUCUACCUCACCAGGAUGGUGACCAUGGACAUCGAGCAGGUCAUCUGCCUGGCCCUGGCUCUGCUGCUGGCCAUUAAGUACAUCUUCUUUGAGCCGGUGGAGACAGAGUCGACUCUGUCCAUCAAGAGCCCCCUGUCCACAAGCACAGGAGCACGCAGGACAGCUACAGACAGCUGCUGUCGAAAGGUCCCGCCCAUCGCCGGCCUGGUCACUACAGCACUGCUCCAAACCCAGGAGACCGCCAGUGUCACCAAGGAUGAAGUGAUCCGCCCUCUGCCCGCUGUGCCCGAGCCCAUCCCUCGCUCUGUGCCCGAGCCCACCCCUCGCUCUAUACCCGAGCCCACCCUUCCCUCUGUGCCCAUCUUCAUCAUGGGUGAGGAGGAGGAGGUGAAGGGGGUGAAGGCGACAGCGGCACAGCCCACAGCAGAGCCCCGCAGCACGGCUGAGUGUGUGUCCAUCCUCCGUGACCCUCAGCUUGGCCCGAGCUUCCUCAGUGAUGCAGAGGUGAUGCUCCUGGUCAGCUCCAAACACAUCCCUGCCUACAAGCUGGAGUCGGCCCUGGAGAGGCCCGAGAGAGGCGUAUCCAUCCGCCGACAGAUGAUCUCCUCCAAACUGGCCUCUCCUACUGCCCUGUCCUCUCUGCCCUACACCCACUACGACUACUCCAAGGUGAUGGGCAAUUGCUGUGAAAAUGUGAUUGGCUACAUGCCUGUGCCGGUGGGCGUGGCCGGGCCUCUGCAUUUAGACGGGAAGCAGUACCAGGUCCCUCUGGCCACCACCGAGGGCUGCCUGGUGGCCAGCACCAACCGAGGCUGCCGGGCCAUCGCAUUGUCUGGUGGGGCCCGCAGCUGUAUUCUGGGGGACAGUAUGACUCGGGGACCCCUGGUCAGGCUGCCCUCAGCCUGUCAGGCUGCAGAGGUCAAAGCUUGGCUGGAGUCAACCGACGGCUUUCAGGUGGUAAAGGAGGCCUUUGACAGCAGCAGUAGGUUUGCCCGGCUGCAGAAGCUGCUGGUGGCCUUAGCCGGAAGGAACCUCUACAUCCGCUUCCAUUCACAGACUGGAGACGCCAUGGGCAUGAACAUGAUCUCAAAGGGCACGGAGCAGGCUCUCAGCUGCCUGCAGCAGCACUUCCCUGACCUUCAGGUGGUGGCACUCAGUGGAAACUUCUGCACUGAUAAGAAGCCAGCUGCGGUCAACUGGAUUGAGGGGCGGGGCAAGUCUGCUGUGUGUGAGGCCACCAUCCCAGCACACGUGGUCAGAGAGGUCCUGAAGACCAGUACUCAGGCUUUGGUGGAGGUCAACAUCAACAAAAACCUGGUGGGCUCAGCCAUGGCCGGCAGCAUCGGGGGCUUCAACGCACACGCAGCCAACCUGGUCGCAGCUAUCUACAUCGCCUGUGGACAGGACCCUGCUCAGUCUGUGGGCAGCAGUAACUGCAUCACUCUAAUGGAGGCCUCAGGGCCCUCAGGGGACGACCUGUACAUCAGCUGCACCAUGCCCUCCAUAGAACUGGGCACUGUGGGCGGAGGCACCAACCUGCCACCCCAGCAGGCAUGUCUGCAGAUGCUGGGUGUGCAGGGCCCGUGCCCUGAAUGUCCAGGGGAGAAUGCCCGGCAGCUGGCCCGCCUGGUGUGUGCCACAGUACUGGCAGGAGAGCUGUCUCUGAUGUCUGCUCUGGCGGCUGGGCAUCUGGUCAAGAGUCACAUGACGCACAACAGAUCUAAGGUGAACCUCCAGACCCCCGGCACCUGCACCCAGAACAGCUCUUGAGAGGACGUUCGAGGCCUGUCCCGUGUCCACUGAGCAGAGCGGACGUGUCCACAAAUGGACGAGACACCAUGAGACUGCACACAGCCUUUGUCCUGUCACAUGUGCACUGAGGACACCCUGUCUGAACUGUGUUCAGCUGAUUGCAUCCUGAGGACCACUCAAGUCCCCUCCUCACCACAGGACGUCCAGCUGCAAGACAGACAAUAAAAUGAUUUUGAACUAUAUUGUGAACAAAACAGUUUGAAUUUCCUCUUGAGUUUAAUAAUACAGGAGGUACACAGGGAAAUCAGGGAGGCACCUUUUUGUGCAGGAUCUUUGACACAUUGUUACUGUGCUAAAGUCUUUAAUCCAAAGUCAGCGGUCCAUGCAUGUGUGUGUAGUGUCACACAUGCUGAAUGUCUGAACCACAGGUAACAUGGUUUACAAUAAGAGCCCGUAGAGAGUUGGCCGACUGCAGACGACAUAAUGCUACAGACAUCAUCAUCAUCAUAAUAAUAACAAUAAUAAAGAUAAAAGCAUUCUGAGCAGGGCUCUGUACUUGCAUAGAUACAUGGUCUGUGUCAAACAGAACAUACACUGUCCCCUUCAGGCCAAUGUGGGAACACCAACAACAAAUGCUGGUUCAUGAUCAUAUUCAAUUAAGGCAGGUACGGGGCUUGAAAUGAUAAAUGUUUUAUAAAUUAUUUUGACUUAAAUAAAAGUAUUUUUUUCUAUUUUA
Molecule: messenger RNA, 3597 nt
Organism: Boleophthalmus pectinirostris (great blue-spotted mudskipper)
Lineage: Eukaryota; Metazoa; Chordata; Actinopteri; Gobiiformes; Gobiidae
Product: 3-hydroxy-3-methylglutaryl-coenzyme A reductase
Exons: 20
Coding region: 189-2879 (896 amino acids)
Biological process (GO): sterol biosynthetic process; isoprenoid biosynthetic process; coenzyme A metabolic process
Cellular component (GO): endoplasmic reticulum membrane; peroxisomal membrane
Molecular function (GO): protein binding; NADP binding; hydroxymethylglutaryl-CoA reductase (NADPH) activity
Source: RefSeq, a predicted model, not a curated record